CUGGGCUGGAGUCAGGUGAUCUACUUGUAGUUCAAACACAGCUGUUUCCUUUCCUGAGUUCUUAUCACAUCUCCUAAACACAUUUCCUCCACCUCAGAACGUUUCUAUCAAGGAAAAGUGCUUAGGAAAGGAGAACAAAAGUAAACAAAGUAGGACGGUAGGGCAUCAUGGCGGCUUUAUGAACGGUAAGAGGCGGGAACACGGCGGCGACGGUCAGAGGGAGGACAUCAACAGGAGGAGGACCGGAAGCUGUUUGAAAGCCGUGAGCGGGAGUUUGUCAGCAGGGGGAGAAACCGGCACCCGGAGCGAAGACAUGGACCCCCUGCAGGAGCUCCUGGACCGGGUCAAGCCCAGCACCGAGGCGGAGUCCCUGUGGUUAAAGAACAUCUUCACCUCCAUCUCUGAACACCUGAGUCCUGUGGUGUGUAGCUCCGCCCCCUCGCAGACAGGUAACCACGGUGACCUCAGCCUCUUCGAUCUGAGCAUGUGUGCGGUGCAGGCGAUCCAGCAUCAGAUGUGUGUGGCCCACAGCUUACCUGUCAGCUACAGGCUGCUGUCCGUCUCCCAGCUCGUCUCCCAGCAGCACCUGGCCUGCGUCAGCAACCUGUCCUGGAGCACCAAUCAGCAGAGAGCCUGGGCCAGGGAGGCGGAGCUCGCCGUGCCGGGUCAGAGGGCGCUGCCGAGGGUCAACCUGCUGCUGAUUGGCUGUCUGAGAGAAGGCCCUGACGGAGAGUACAGGCUGACGGACGCCAGCGGCAGCGUCAUGUGUGUGUGCCUGUCUCUCUCGCCCCCGUGGCUCGAUCGUCCCGUUUUCCUCCCUCACUGGAACUACAUCCCCCACAAUGCAUCGGGCCAGGAAGAGGCCGCAGGCUUCUUGGAGCUGAUUGGCUCCCCUGUCCUAUUGUGUCCUGGUGCUGAGCAGAGAUUGGCUGCUGCUCCUGGAAGGGUGGAGCUAAGCGGAGCGGUGGGAGUCGGAGAGGCCGGCAGGCUGCUGAGGCACAGGGUCAAAGGUCAGCGGCUGAGCGUGUUCGGAGAGGUGGGCUCAGUUUGCCCUCUGCUGGCCGUGGCAGGAACGACCUUCUUUUGCUUCACGCUGACGGAUGAGUCGCGCUCGCUGCCCGUGCUCGUACAGGACAGCAGCCGGCUCAGCUGGAUCCAGCGUGUGUGUGUCGGGCAGAGCGUGUGUGUGACAGCUCUACGUGUGUGUGCGCUACGAGGCUGGAGAGGAAACAACAUCCUGUGUGUGACGAAGCGCUCCGAGCUGCACGCCGACUACACGCACACACAGGAGCACACACAGGAACACACACACUCUGAGUCCCUGCUGUCACAGCCUGCUGAGGACGACUGUGAGGAGGCGGAGCAUGAGGAGGUGGAGCUGGACCAAUCAGCUGUGAGGAUAAAGCACUCCAAAGUCAUCAGCUACCAGGGCACGGUGACUGAGGUUGUGAGUGAGGGGGCGGGGCUCUACGUGCUGGAUGGGAAGGUGGGUCUGUGCGUGGCCUAUCAGCCGGCGGCGAAGAGGAAGCUGAGGGCGGGAGACAGAGUGGAGUUGCAUCACGCCCACUUCCUGUACCGGCCCUGCCCGGACUUCCCUCCCAGCAUGCUUUGCACCUGCCUGCGCUCCAGCCUGAGGGUGACGGCCUUCAGCAGGGCGGGAGGCUCGCCACCUGACAACCGCUGCCCGGGAGAUGGGGCGUUACCACGGUUACUGCUGCAGAGAAACACAGAUGUGUCCGAUUACCUGUGGACCUGUCACCUAAGCUCGCAGCUGGCACACAGUCUGGUCCAAGGUGUGUGGAGGCAGCAGUGUGUGUGCUUGCUGUCCUGGAGGCUGAUGGAGACUCUGAGCAGAGCUGGAGGACGAGGACGCAGAGACAUCUACGCUGAGAUGCUGGACGAGCCUCACACCUGUCCUGUGACGCAGUACAGCGUGUCCUCGGCGGUCCGGCAGUACCUCGGUGUGUCGGAGCUCCUGGAGUCCCUGCAGACUGGCUGCUGGUCUUCGGCCCCUCUGAGCUCUCUGCUGCCCCCUGAUGGCUCCAACCUGACCUCCUCCCAGAUCAACGGGUUCCUGUCCUGGUCUUGCAGGACUCUGUCCUCCGAGCCUCAGGGUGGAGACGCUGUGAGGCAGCGCCCCCUGCUGCUGGUCGGCCUGCUGGAGCUGCCGUCACAGACGUCCGAGUUCAAACACUCGAUGCAGCUCAGAGACGCCGCGGGAGCUGCAGCCUGCGUGCUGACGGAGAGCAGCGAGGAGGAGGGAGCGCAGAGGGCGGUCUUUAACAGCGCCUGGAUCGGUUGUCUGGUGGGUGUGGUGCAGUUCACCAUGGUGACAGAGAGAUUCCUCCAAUCAGAUUUCCCCUCCUACCAACACCUGGACCAGGACAGGUUCAUCACACACAAACACUGCAGGGUUUACCUGCAGUUCUCUCUGGACCACCUGCACAUCCUGAGUCCAUCUGUUGCCAUGGAGACACACCUGAGACACAAGGGGGAGGAGCCAGGAGGGGAUGUCACUGCCAGGAAGCAGACAGUGGAAGAAGAAGAAGAGACUGCUGGGAGUAAGAGGAGGAGAAGAGAAGAAGAAGAAGCCGACUUCGGCAACCCCUGGCCCUGUGUCUCCAUGGUGAUCAGGGUGGAGCAGAAGGAGGGUGUGUCCUGGAGGAAUACAGGGGCGGAGGCAGAGGAUCAGGAGGCAGGGCUGAGACUGUGCUUCUCAGUGAAAGCUGCUGUGAUUGGUCCAGUGGUCAGCUGGAGGCGGGACCCGAAGAAUGAGCCAAUGACAGAGAAAGAAAGUGAACAAAAGCAGGAGAGAAAGGUGGUGCUGGUGUUCUCAGGUGUGUGUACGCGGUGGUUUCCUGUCCUCCAGCCUGGAUGUUUCUACAGACUCAUCGCCGCUAACACUCAGGAUCCCAGUGUUUUGAUUGGCUGUGGAGUUUCUGAGCGCAGUGGGGUGGAUCUCCACGCUGAGUCAACCCUACAAGUCAGACGUGGUUGGAGAUUCCACACUCUGACACGCCCACUGCUGCUGCCCACCUGCAGACAGGCCGUCCCACCCACAGUUUUGUCCGUCUCAGAGGUCUUAGACUGCAGCUCAGAGCUGGUGUGUUUUCAGGGUGUGGUGUCUGAAAGGAUCAGUGUGAACAACAGGACCGCCCACUCUGGACACACACACUCAGGUGUGCGUCUCACUCUUUGUGACCAAGCUGGGAGGAGUCUGCAGGUGUACCUGGACUUAAGCCACACCCCCUACCCACCUGGCCUGUUGCCGGGUAACACUCUGCUGUUGUCUGGUUUCCAGAGGAGGCUGUCCAGGACAGGAAGUGUGUACUGCACGUACUUACCUGUCAGCUCCAUAACUGUGGUCUCCCUGGGAGACACCAGCUCGGCCCAGCCUCCUCCUCCUGCUCCCAUCAUGCACCUGGGUGAGUGGGCUCUGAGCAGCAAGCAGAGGUGCGCUGUGGGACAGGUCAAAGGUCACGUGGUGUGUUUCCUGUUCCUGCAACUGCAGUGGAGCUGCUCGCUGUGUGGCAGCGUGUACACACAGGGCUGCAGCAGCUCUCAGUGUCACUCGACCUCGUCAGUGUUUCAGUCCAAAGCAAAGCUGGUGAUCGAUGACGGGACAGGUGAGGCUCACGUCUGGUUCUCAGCUGCUCUGGUUCGUGCUCUGCUGGGAUUGGCUGAUGCUCAGUGGGAGGGGCUUCAGAGAGCUCUCAGGGUCAGAGGUCACAUCAGAGUCUUCCCUCGUGGGCAGAGCCAGGUGUGUGACGGGGACGCUGACGACUUCCUCCUCCACUUCCUGUUGUGUCUGUGCAGCAGCGAUGUCAUGAUUCGGCCGCUCAGCCUCACCUGCAGGAAACACACCAACCAGAGACCAGAAGAGGUGAGGAGGUUCACUCGAGGAGACAGAGAGUUCCUGACCAGACUGGCUCCUCCCCUUCAGCUCACCUGUCUGCACCUCCACCCUGACUGAGCUCCACCUGCUUCGUUCUGACUUCAUCUGUUCUACGUGUUCGUACAAAUAAAACUUUAUUGUUCCUCCUCCUGUCACACGGUAUCUCACCUUCACUGACCCUGACGCUGGUGAUCAGGGUCAGAGGUCACACGAAGCUCUCUGGGUUUAACAGGUCAUGUGACCCUUCUACAGGAAGUGAUCCCUGUGAGUGGCGCCCACAUCGGAGACGUUCUCAGAUUCAUGAAACCUAAUUGGUAAAACUAAACACUGAACGUGUUUCGGUUUGUUUACAGAGGUCAGACGGUGAAAGCUUCAGCCUGACCAGGAAACAAUCAGUCCUCUUUAAAUCACACUUACUUUAAAUGAAUUCCUCCUCACCUUCAUGUGUUUUGUAUUAUUGCAUCUUAUACUGAAAGAGUUCAUCCAUCGACACAUUUUAACCCUGCAACAUUUCACCGUGUCAGUUUGUCAUAAAUUUUAGGAUUUCAGUUCAUCUUUCCAAUAAAGCUGGCAGCUCUGAAACAGCUGUUCUCUCUGAGGCUGUUUUGCAUGUAAAUAAAAGUGAAAUAAUUAAAUGUUCUGUGAACAGACCGUCCAGUGGAGCUCCUCAGGGCUCUGUGCUUUCACCACUUUGUUUUCUACGCUAAUGAGUGUCAGAGCACGUCAGCAUCAGUCCUUCAACAUGGUCACAGCCUCUGAUGAAGGUGUUCAAAUGUGGCUUUUAAUCCAGGUUUACACUUAAACAGUCUCCAUGAAACGGGCCUCUGCCCUCAUUCAUCCUGGAGAUCACUCGUCUAAACCAACCAACAUAAAGAACGUGAUGUUUUCAAAGCGAACACGCACACACAGUUGUUAUGGAUACGAUUAAAUGUAGGAGCGAUGAUUCGUGAAAUCCUACAUGUGUGUUCUAACAUGCUUUAAUGAUGGCACGAGCUGACAAUGAAUAACAUAAAGUUAAUAGUUAAUCUGCAACAAAACUUUGUCACCGCUUCAGUUUUUGGUCUUUUCCACAUACGGUUGUUGUUGUCAUGGAAACAGAAACCAAUCGGGCCUUGGAUGGACGUCGGGAGUUCUUAACAGCAGCUCGUUGUUCAUUCUGAUGUUGUUUUUUAAUUAUAUUUUAUAUUUAAUAUCAUAUAUUGGCCUUUUUCAGCUUUAUCUGAAGGGCCACGGGUCAGACUCCAGCUGGGCCUGCCGCUCUCAGCCUCACUCUGAGGAAGCCCACAGUCUCACAGUGGAAACUACACCGGGGGACCCCAUCCUUGGGGUGGACCCAUUUUUGUUGUAGCGUGUUUUGGGGUUUAAAAGCCACAGAGACGCGGUGCUUAGGAAAAAUGCAUUUCAGCUGUGCUGAUGCUCCUGACACGUUGGAACGUUGGGUUGUGUUGCGUGGUUGAGAGGAGGCGGCAAAACACCUAGCAGGCUAGUCGGAAGAACACACACCCACGCUGGUAUCGGUAAUCCACGGUGGUUCUUUAAUACGCCUUCUUCAACAACCAUAUAAAAGCCCGGCUGAACGGCUGCGGCUCAACAACAUAACGCCCAGCGUUCAUACAACCCAAGCGUUGCAAACAAAACAA
Messenger RNA from Haplochromis burtoni (Burton's mouthbrooder), 5535 nucleotides. RefSeq names its product CTS telomere maintenance complex component 1 (gene ctc1). Gene Ontology annotation, biological process: positive regulation of DNA replication; telomere maintenance via telomere lengthening. The record is from RefSeq and is a predicted model, not a curated record. NCBI's taxonomy places the organism in Eukaryota, Metazoa, Chordata, Actinopteri, Cichliformes, Cichlidae. Gene Ontology annotation, molecular function: telomeric repeat DNA binding; single-stranded DNA binding. Gene Ontology annotation, cellular component: CST complex. The coding region runs from base 179 to 3973 and encodes 1264 amino acids. The transcript is spliced from 26 exons.